Messenger RNA from Cydia amplana, 2663 nucleotides. RefSeq lists its product as uncharacterized. The record is from RefSeq and is a predicted model, not a curated record. Bases 170 to 2614 code for a protein of 814 amino acids. The transcript is spliced from 11 exons. Gene Ontology annotation, molecular function: protein binding. NCBI's taxonomy places the organism in Eukaryota, Metazoa, Arthropoda, Insecta, Lepidoptera, Tortricidae.
UUAUGGUUUUAAACUUUCCGUAACUCGUGUAUGGUUUCCAAUUGGACUUAACAGUUUUAUUUUAGUGGGAUUUGUGUUGUGAUUGUGACAAUGUGGAUUUAUGUUUGUGUAUAUUUAGGAUACUGAGGAGGAUAUUUUUUAUUUAGUUUUUGGCGUAUGAGACGGCGCCAUGUCGGCGGUGAUGUCCACGCUGUCCAUGAUCAGCGGCGGCCGCCGCGCGCACCGCAAGCUGGCCAGCUCAAGCGGGCGCAAGUCGGGGCAGCUGUCGGACGCGGGCGAGGAUCGGCGCCGCCGCGACCACGACCUCACCAAGCAGCAGCGGUCUGCUUCCCUGCAAACCCUCGAAGCGGGCGGGGUCGUCAACCUCGAGAGCCUGGAGGCCAAGAUGGCCAGCAUCGAAGUGUCGCUGGCUGGUCGCCGGCGCAGCGCGGGCGGACGCGACUCCCGUGAGCUUGACGCGCUGCGCACCGCGCUGAACGAUAAGGAUGCGCUUAUAAACAGUCUAAAGAAGCAGCUAAGCGCGUCACUAGCUGCGGCGCGGCUCGCGCCCGGUUCGCCCGGCGGUCGGCGUGAAACGCCAACGGCGUUAUCGCCGGAGGAACGGCGCGCGUUAGACGAGCGCGCCGCCGCCGUGCGCGCCGACCUGGACGCGCGCCGGGCCAACAUACAGGAGUUGAGGCGGCGGCUUGAGAAAACACAUGUUACUGACAACAUCGACACACGGAUUCAGCAAGCAGAGCUGCAGUACAAACUGGGGCGCGAAGAGCUAGAACUACUGACGCUAAGCGAGCAAGCACGCGCGCUGGCGCAGCUGAUCGACCACGCCGACGCCGCCGCGCGCGCCGACGCCACCUACUACAGCACGUUGCGGGAAUGCGGCGGCAGCGCCUUGCUGGUAGCAGCAGAAGCAAGGGACGGGGCCUGGGGCGCCGCCCCUCGUGGAACGGGACUGUGUAUAGAUUGGUCGCGUGAUAAUACCCUGAGGGUUGGAGACAGAUUGGUGGAAGUAAACGGCACCAACGUCCUGUCAUGUCGCAGCGUGGAAGAACUGCAGCGUGCAGCAAGCGCGGCGGCGCCGGCGCGGCUCGUGCUGCUGCGCGCGCACAGUUCCCCGCCUGUCAGCCCUAACCAUACCAAUACCAACAAUACUAGCCCGCCGCCAGUUCCGACUACUCCCAAUACUUUCACACAGAACGAAGCAGCAUCAUUACGUGCCGAGCUCGGCGCGUUACGGUCAGCGGCCGAGCAAGCUCAGAAAGCCAAGGAGGGCCUUCGCGCUGACAACACACGCCUUACGCACCGCAUCUCGUACCUUGAAGAACAGGUGGCCGAGCUGUUGGCGAGGCAUCCACAGCUCCAGUCCGUUAGCAGCAGCGACAGCUGCAUUACGGUUAACAAAACGAAGAAGAACGUUACCAACAUCAGCAUUUGCUCCGAGCCGCACGCCAAGAGCCCCAAGUCUGAAGUCCAAGUCUUCCAGAAGGGUCCAGACAUCACAGCGAUUGUUGCUAAACUACCAGGGCUUGAUGGAGCAGAGGCGAGUUUGCCGCUGAUGCGACCGAGGUCUAAUGCGUCUGGUGCGUCCAGUCGCGCUGCGAUUUCCCCCCGCGCGUCGCCCGCACCCCCCGCGUCCCGCGCGCAUUCCGCCCACAGUAUGGAACCACGCUCCCGUAUGAGACACUCCCUUUCCCACCACUGCAUCCACGCAGCUGAUUACAGCACGGAAACUGACGCAGCUAUACGCAUGAUCGAGCGCAACCAAAGACACAUGGAGAAGCAGCGGCUCAAAGCGGAGAAACUCCACCGUUCUAAAGAAGAUCACUUCCGCUCUGACAGUGAUUUGGAGAUGAAUUCACGUGCGAGCGCGCCGCCUGAUCGCCAUUAUGAGAUCAAAAAGGCUGCCGACAGGAUAGAAGAGAGCAUUAAAAAGACCAACUGGGCGGAGCGAAAGACGCUAUCCAUUAUUGAACAGCUAAAGCGCUCGCAACGGUUAAGAAAGUUGAAGAAAAACGAUAGCGCUGAAGAUGUUCAUGUAGAGUCCGAGCGGCACUACAUGUACCACAGGAUCGACGGGAAAGUUCUAGAGAACGCGCACAAAUCUAGCAGAAGAACGUCAAAACUGCAUUCCCGGAGCGCUAAGUCUUCAGAGUUCGAGUCGGAAUCAGAUUACCCGAACGGUGAUAUCUACAGCAGCUCGCCACGGAUCGACUACGGCUCUGAAACCUGCUCCACAAGGUUGAGUCACUACAAGAAGAACGAUGAUAGAAGCGAGGUGAAAAGCCGACCAACGCCGCCUCGGAAGCCAUUACGUUUAUCGUUGCAUAAAGCAAAGAGCGCGCAUUCUCUGAUGAAUGGAAGCGAGUCUGAAACACCGAGCAGAGCGCCCUCAGAUAUGAACGGAGAGGAAUACUGUAAGAAGCCAGUGAAGAGAACGCAUGCCAGUGACAAAUGGGGCCGCGAGAGACGGAGUGACGGAGGCAGGGCGACACCGCGGCCUGUCAGGAGACACGCGGGGUUGAGCUCGUGCGAGACGCCGGCCGCAGAUGAUUUGUACCCUGAGCCGCAUACGCCGCUGCGGGCGAUGAGCGCGAUGAGUCCUGGCAAGUGGUGCUAACAUCUGCAGAACGGGAACGGUCCGUUCUCGAGUACAAAUGGCCAGCAGA